Triticum turgidum subsp. durum (durum wheat) is the source of this 1452-nucleotide messenger RNA. The record is from the annotation of a GenBank genome assembly. Lineage: Eukaryota; Viridiplantae; Streptophyta; Magnoliopsida; Poales; Poaceae.
AUGCAGAUCCGGCUCUCGCCGAGCAUGAGGAGCAUCACCAUCUCCAGUAGCAAUGGGCUGCUAGACUUGAUGAAGCUCAAGACCGCCGCGCGCCACUUCUCGUACCGGACCGUCUUCCACACCGUCCUCAUCCUCGCCUUUCUCCUUCCCUUCGUCUUUAUUCUCACCGCCGUCAUGACCCUUGAGGGCUUCAACAAGUGCUCCUCCCUAGAUUGUCUGGGCAGACGGUUAAGUCCACGUCUUCUCGGUAGGGGUGAAGAUGGCUCCAUGAUGGAGACCAUGGAUAAGGAACUGAGAUCAUCCAGGUUGUCAGAGCAGCUAAACAAACAUUAUGCAGCAAUCGCAAUUCCUAAAGGCCUUUACUGCCUUUCAUUGCGUCUAACUGACGUAUACUCCUCAAAUGCCCUUGCGAGGAAACAGCUGCCACCCCCUGAGUUGGUCCCGCGUCUUUCCGACAACGCCUAUUUCCACUUUGUUUUAGCGUCAGACAACAUCCUUGCAGCUUCGGUUGUGGUCAGAUCAACAGUUAGAUCAGCAUUGAAGCCUGAGAGGAUAGUCUUUCAUGUCAUUACUGACAAGAAGACCUAUCCUGCCAUGCAUUCAUGGUUUGCAUUGAAUCCUCUUUAUCCUGCCAUUAUUGAGGUGAAGGGUGUCCACCAAUUUGAAUGGUUGACGAAAGAAAAUGGUCCAGUUCUUGAAGCUAUAGAAAUUCAGCACAUUGCCAGAAGUCGUUACCAUGGAAAUCACCUUGCAAGAACCACUGCAGGUGACAGCCCGAGAGUUUUUGCAGCCAAGCUGCAGGCAGGAAGUCCAACAUAUACAUCUGUGCUCAAUCAUAUUCGUAUAUACUUGCCUGAGUUAUUCCCAAGCCUCAGCAAGGUUGUAUUUCUUGAUGAUGAUGUUGUUGUCCAACGUGACCUGUCAUCACUUUGGGAUAUUGAUCUAGCUGGGAAGGUAAAUGGAGCUGUUGAGACUUGCAGGGGUGGAGAUAGUUGGGUGAUGUCUAAGAGGUUCAGGAAUUAUUUUAACUUCUCUCAUCCGCUCAUUGCCACCAACUUUGAUCCAUUGGAGUGUGCGUGGGCGUAUGGCAUGAACAUUUUUCACCUUGCUGCAUGGAGGAAGACAACAAUUAAAGAUAAAUACCACCAUUGGGUCAAGGAGAAUCUGAAGUCAAACUUCACGCUUUGGAGGCUUGGAACUUUGCCACCUGGCCUUAUAGCAUUUAAAGGCCAUGUUCAUCCGAUCGAUCCAUCUUGGCACCUUUUAGGUUUGGGGUAUCAGGAGAAGACGGAUAUCUCUAGUGUUCGGAAAGCAGCAGUUAUACAUUACAAUGGACAAAGUAAGCCAUGGCUGGACAUUGGUUUUAAACAUCUCCAACCAUUUUGGACGAAACAUGUGAACUACUCGAAUGAAUUUGUAAGGAACUGUCAUAUAAUGGAGUCUCAGUUGUAG